Molecule: messenger RNA, 1200 nt
Organism: Ruditapes philippinarum (Manila clam)
Lineage: Eukaryota; Metazoa; Mollusca; Bivalvia; Venerida; Veneridae
Product: interferon-inducible GTPase 1-like
Exons: 2
Coding region: 1-1200 (399 amino acids)
Cellular component (GO): membrane
Molecular function (GO): GTP binding
Source: RefSeq, a predicted model, not a curated record
AUGGGUAUCCACCAAAUCUUUCGGUCCUUUAUUGAAGAGUUGAAUGCCGAAUUAGAGACAGAGUCUUUGCGUGGUCUUAACAUACUCAUCAGAAAACACUUAAAGGAAUGGAAAGACAAAGAACUGAUUGUUGGAGUUACUGGACAAACUGGAUCAGGAAAGUCUAGUCUGAUCAAUACACUGAGAGGAUUAAAAGCAAAGGACAAGGGCGCAGCUGCUGUAGGAGUCUUCGAAACUACAACAAGCAUAGAAUCAUACAAGUACCCGGGAAACGAUUCUAUAACCCUCAGAGAUUUCCCAGGGGUCGGAAGAAAAAACUUUCCCAAAAAAGAGUAUUUACAAAAAUACAAAAUUCUUGAUUCAAGCGUAGUGAUCAUGGUUUGCUGCACGCGAUUCUCUGAAAAUGAUUUGUGGUUAGCUAAGGAGGUAAUUGCCGUUCAACGAAAUGUUCUUUUCGUUCGUUCAAAAACCGAUAUGGAUCUAUAUAACGCACAAGACGAUGAUCCAGAUAACUUCAGCGAAAAAACGUGCAUGGAAAAGAUCAGAACAGAUAUUAAAGACAAUUUGAAAGAUUCAGAUCUAGAUCCACAAUUUUAUGAUAUUUUUCUAGUAAGUUCUAGACAUGACAAGAAAUAUGACAUCCUUUCCCUGCAUGAAAAGAUCAUGGCUCUUCCCAUCAUGAAAGCUGAAGCCAUAUGUCAUAUUUUGUUUGAACACAUGAAGAAAGUCAUAGCAGAUAAAACAGAGACUAUCAAAACAGAAUUCUUGGGAAGAAAAGUUGCGUCAGUAUUUACAGGAUUUUUACCAAUUCCAAAACUCGAAUCAACGAUUGACACAUACCAUGUUAAGAAAAUAUUCGAGGAAUGUGAAACAAAAUAUUGCGUUGAUAGAGACUCUAUCACUGAAUUUGCUAGAGAAAUAAACGUGCCGGAGAGUGAAAUUGAAAGCCGAUUGAAAUCACGUGAUGAUAGAGUGAGAGAUGAAAAUCAAUUAUAUACAGAAACGGAAGACAAAAAAUGGGCUUUUGUACAGAAAUAUUCCAAGUAUACAUUUCCUGGCCUCGGCAUGCUUUACUCCGCUUACAAGUCUCCUCGUACGAUUCAAGAAUGUCUAGACAAGAUUUGCGAUGUCAUGGCCGAUGACGAAUUAAUGUUGGUUAAACUUAGAUUGAGAAAACUUGAAAAAGAUCUAAAAAGUUAA